Molecule: messenger RNA, 420 nt
Organism: Hyphopichia burtonii NRRL Y-1933
Lineage: Eukaryota; Fungi; Ascomycota; Pichiomycetes; Serinales; Debaryomycetaceae
Exons: 1
Coding region: 1-420 (139 amino acids)
Source: RefSeq, a predicted model, not a curated record
AUGUCAGUAAAUAAGUAUCCCAAACUCAUUAUUGAGUUCUGUGCUCGUUGUAAAUGGCAUAUGAGAGCAGUUUGGUAUCUUCAGGAAAUCAUGCAAACCUUCAGUGAUCCUGCCAAAAACCUAAUCCCCGAUAUCUCCCUUCAACCAAAUUAUCACCAGCCGGGAAUCUUUCAAAUAAUCUUGGUUAAAACUGAAGAUUCUGAACCUGAAAUCAUUUAUAAAAGAAGGUUCAAGAAAAGUGACGAACUACAAAAUGAAUCAUAUUACUUUGAUGGGUUUCCUGAUUCAAAAUUAUUGAAAAGUUUAAUUAGAGAUUCCUUAUGGCCAAAUGAAAAUUUGGGACAUAUUGAUAAGUAUACCAAAAGCGAUUUUUUAACAGACUCCAAUGAUUGCACCGAUUGUAAAGUGCACGGAGCAUAA